UGGCUUCACACUGUGACAGUACCUUGGCAUUUGUAGGGGCUGAUAAUGCGCUGGGAAAGAUGCCAGACAUAUAUGGACAACAUUUCAAACAAACAUACGUGACCAUUGUAAAACCCAAGAAACACAGACUUUGCAAUGACAAGGUUUCCGAUAAAAGCUCACCGUGGGAAAUGGAUACCUCUCCUCUCCCAGUGAAGGAAAACUCUUAUGUUGCCGUGGCCACGGACAGAGUUUCCGAAUAUUCCGACACAGGCUCCACAAAGAAAAUGCCGAAAAAAAUGACUAGAAAGUGGGAAGUGUUCCCUGGGAAGAAUAAAUUCUGUUGCAAUGGGCGGAUCAUGAUGGCGCGGAAUACUGGAAUAUUCUACUUCACUUGUAUAUUAAUUGUAGUGACAAGUGGUUUAUUUUUUGGAUUCGACUGUCCAUACCUGGCAAAAAAUGUCACCCCAGCCAUUCCGGCCUUUGGAAUCGCCCUAUUUAUUUUUGUAAUGUCUACCCUGUUCAGGACGAGUUUUAGUGAUCCGGGAGUGAUCCCCCGGGCCUCGCCGGAUGAGGCGGCCGAUAUAGAGAGACAGAUAGAGGUCCCUAACUCUACCCCCGGGACAUACCGCCCACCCCCCAGAACCAAGGAGGUAGUUAUUAAGGGACAAGUCGUCAAAUUAAAGUACUGUUUUACAUGCAAAAUAUUCCGACCACCGCGAGCCUCACACUGUAGUCUAUGUGAUAAUUGUGUUGAGAGAUUUGACCACCACUGCCCCUGGGUGGGGAACUGUGUGGGAAGGAGGAAUUAUCGCUACUUUUAUUUAUUUAUUCUUUCCCUGUCCAUACUUUGUAUCUAUAUAUUCGCCUGUGUGCUUACUCACCUCAUUUUACGGUCACAGGAGGACAAUUUUUUACAUGCAAUGCGAGACUCCCCUGCUAGCAUCAUUGAGGCCAUUAUCUGCUUCUUUUCGGUCUGGUCAAUCAUUGGCCUAGCAGGGUUCCAUACCUAUCUAGCUACAUCUGAACAAACCACUAAUGAAGAUAUAAAAGGUUCCUACUCUGCGAAGAGAGGGCAGGAAAACUUCAACCCCUUCAGUCAGGGAUCUAUAUUUAGAAACUGCCUGGGAGUUCUAUGUGGUCCUACUCCCCCAAGUCUGUUGGACCGUCGAGGUUUUGUCAUCCCGGACAGUUCACAGUCACAAGGGGUAAAUGCAUCUACCGGCAAAGAGAGUAAUGCCGUCAAUGUUAAACAUGAAUAUUACGGAUCUACUAACAAUACUAAGACUAACAAUGUGGGAACAAACACUGGUCACCAUGUGACAGGAAGUAACGGUACGGGACCGGUGAUGAAACAGAUGAUCAGUUACCAGACAGCGGACGGGUCCAUCAACAGCCGACUCCCCCCCACCAACGGGAACAGUGCAGUCAUAGGAUAUAAAGAUUCCCAGCAGGCACCAAGUGUAACCUACACAGAUGUAUCAGAGGGGGGUCACUGGAGCAGCCGAGAUCCUUACAGCAACACGGGGAGUCAAACUCAACAGCAAUCAUUUCACACAUGAUUACACCUUGACAAUUUACACAAGAAAUCCACUGAACCUAACUGUGUAUAUUAUUUCUGGGAAAGCUUCCAGUUUGUUUAUGUUAUGUGAUAAUUUAGUUGGAUUUUAUUAUAUGAAUUUUGUUGUGUGUAGAGAGGGGAUGUAUUAUGCAUGUGACCAAAAAAGCAGAUUAUGAUUGUAAUUAAUUAAUGCAAAUUAUAUUUGUGUGUGCUGUUUUGAUUGGGUGUACUAUAAGUACAUUCUUGUAUAUCAUGUUUAUUGUAAUUUAUUGAUAAUGUUUUGUCACUAAAAGAUUAUGGAACAAAUUUUUGAAAGUUAUGUAAUAUUUAAGAUCAACUUCUUGGUUUACCUGAAAUGCAGAUUGUAUCAUUGUUAAAGUGGAAAAAUUAGGUAAAUAUCUGCAUAAUGCUUUUAAAAAGUCAUUUAAAGUGUUUUAUUUAUUCAUCAAAGACAUAAUCUUUGUUAAACAAAACCACACCUUUAUAGGAAAAAGAAGUUUCAAUAAAAAUCAAGUGUAGAAUUUACCAUAUUUUAAAAAUCAAGAUUGCAGUUACUAUAUUGUAUCUUUAUUAUUAAGUGUAAUAUGUAAGAAUACAUAUACUUACACUGUUUCACUCUAGCUUAUAAAGCUUUUGCAUGUAGUUGAACAAAUUUUUGAUCAGAAGGAAUUUCACAAAAUUUAAGCUUGUAUACAGUAUUCUAGAUGAAAGAUAUAAUUUGAAAUCAAAAUUUGACAGAUAAUUUAGUUAUGUAAAUCUUAAAUCUUAAGGGACAUUAUAGACUCAAGUUGUUGGAUAUUUGAUUUCUAAUGAAUGACACCACAAAGUUUUUCAUAUAGAUUCUGGCAGGGAAAAACAUUCCAGUAACUAACAUUCAGUGUUUUGAUCUAUCUCUUACCCUUACUCGGUAGUGUCAUAUUAAUGUCAUUAUACAUGUGAUGCCAUCAUUCACCUAAUGUCAAUCAUCCAAGAUUGUUUGUAAUGUAUUCUCUGAUUGGCUGUUUACAUUUGUAGAUGGGUAUGAUAUGGAAAAAUAAUCAAAUAGAGUUGCUUUGUUCUGUAUUGAUCUUGUCAACAAAAGUUUUAAUUCCUUGAAAUUAAAUUUUAGUCAGAAUUGCCACUGAACUCCAUGAGUUCAACAAAAUGUUUUCAUGAUAAUACUGCAAAUGUUGUUAAUUUAAAAAUUUGUUGGUAUUUAAAUAUUGACACUAAAAUUUGGUGUAUGUUCUCUUAAGUCGACAUCACUUUAAAUGUAUUAAUCAAACAAGAUGACAUUCGAGACUCAAUUUAUUCACAUGAAAUUGUGUAUUGUAGUUAGAUAGGCAGAGUCAGUAUUUUCUGUUAACAAACACAGCCGCUGCUCAUUUUACAUUAUAACAACAAUUUAAUAUUGAUCUGUAAGUAUUUCAACAGUUAAAGGUUCAAGAUGAAAACAAAUGUAAAUGUGCAUCAGAGGUGAUGAUAAUUUUACAUUUUAUUUUGUUUGCAGUAAUUGAUUGCCUUAGGGCAUUUCUUUUUUUUUUUUGUUACCAGUGCAUCUUAUUAGAUCAUUUCUUAGCUUAGCCAUACUUUUUCAGUAAGUUACUAUUUUUUAUGAAGCCAUUUUGUCAUUAGGUUUGAUCAAUUAGACAGAUUUUCAAAAUUAAUGACUUAAGUUGGCUAUUCUGCAUAUAUAUUUGUGCAUGUAUAUGAUUUACCAUGACAUGUGCAGUAAUUUAUACACAAAAUAAAUAGUCAGUCUGAACAUCAUGUUUAGGGAUUAAUCCAUGGCUUGUCUCCAAUCACAUUUGUUUAACACUUCUAUUACAUGUGCAAGAGUGUGUUGACAAAAAAUUCUGUUGAAAUCAAAUUGUUUGUAUGACUACAGUUUAUAAAUGAGAAGUAAAUGUGAUCAUCUUUAAGUUUUGUAUUCUACGAUAUGGAAUAAACUGAUUUUUAUUUAGAU
This is a messenger RNA of Saccostrea cuccullata (small rock oyster), 3485 nucleotides long. RefSeq names its product palmitoyltransferase ZDHHC14-like. The transcript is spliced from 11 exons. NCBI's taxonomy places the organism in Eukaryota, Metazoa, Mollusca, Bivalvia, Ostreida, Ostreidae. The record is from RefSeq and is a predicted model, not a curated record. Gene Ontology annotation, cellular component: Golgi apparatus; endoplasmic reticulum. Gene Ontology annotation, molecular function: protein-cysteine S-palmitoyltransferase activity. Gene Ontology annotation, biological process: protein targeting to membrane; peptidyl-L-cysteine S-palmitoylation. Bases 60 to 1541 code for a protein of 493 amino acids.